GCAGAAGUCGCAGCGAAGCAUUCACCACCUGUCAACAACCAGCAGAGAGAGAGAGAGAGAGAGAGAGAGACCGUCUUCUAUAAGAGUUAACGAUAGUGAAUUCUCUGCCAUAGGUAGAGCUUAGUGAGUAUGGAUGUGUGUGUGUGUGCUUGUGUGUUUUAAUAAUAUCCAUGUCUCUGUUUGUGGGUUGAUAUGUCCCGGUUUUUCAGCUCAGGAUGAUUGGCUUCAGAGGCUCAGAGCUUCACAUUGGUCUAUCUAUGGCAUCAUGAUGUGGAUGAUGGCACAAGGCCCGUGAAGAUACCAAUAGAUCCAUUAAAGCAUAAAAAGCGAGGUGCUGUACUAUCUUCCUCUGCUUCUGCACAAGAUUUGAGACUUUUAGACAUGGAAAAGAAAAAACAUGAUGAGUCAUCCCCAAGAGGAGUAAUAGAAGCCUGCAUCAAGCUUCUGGAACCAGAAGCGGAAUCUCCCGAGGACAAAUGCGAUGAGCAGGAAACACACUGCUCAAAUUCAGGGGCACUUUCUCAUUGGAGAAAAUUUUUCACUUCAUGGAAGAGAAAAUCAAUCAAAAGGUUGGCCUCUUUUCCUCCCCUUGCCAUGCCGAAACUAUCCAAGAGAAAGAGCAGAAGUGCUAGAGAGAACAUAACUCCCGUGUUGAGUGAUAUAUACAACUUCAAGGCCUCAUUGGUGCAUUUCACCUUUUCUGAACUACAGAUGGCAACCAACAACUUUAGCCCUGAAAACUUAAUUGGCAAGGGUGGAUAUGCUGAAGUAUACAAGGGGUGUCUGCAGAAUGGACAGUUGGUUGCGGUGAAGCGGCUGAACAAAGGAACAGCAGAUGAAAGGAUCACAAGUUUUCUCUCUGAAUUGGGCACCAUUGCCCAUGUAAAUCACCCUAAUAUCGCUAAGUUGAUUGGGUGCGGAGUUGAGGGAGGAAUGCACAUCAUUUUUCAAUUAUCUGCUCUAGGAAGUUUAGGAUCUGUUCUUCAUGGAUCAAAGGCUAAUCUAGGAUGGGAUAAAAGGUAUAAAAUUGCUCUAGGGACGGCAGAUGGUCUUCUUUAUCUUCAUGAAAGUUGUCACAGGCGAAUCAUCCAUAGAGAUAUCAAGGCUGAUAACAUCCUUCUUGCUGAGGAUUUCGAACCUCAGAUAUGUGACUUUGGGCUUGCUAAAUGGCUACCAAAACAGUGGACUCACCAUAAUGUGUCCAAAUUUGAAGGAACAUUUGGCUACUUCGCCCCUGAGUACUUCAUGCACGGGAUAGUGGAUGAGAAGACUGAUGUAUAUGCCUUUGGGGUUCUGCUUUUGGAGCUCAUUACUGGGCAAAAAGCAUUGGAUCAUUUAGGCAGAAGCCUAGUUCUUUGGGCAAAACCUCUUCUGAAUGACAACGUUAUUAAAGAUCUCGUUGAUCCUUCUCUUGGUGAUGAUUACAAUGCCGACGAAAUGGAUUGUGUGAUAAUGACUGCUUCGUUGUGCAUCGAGCAGUCUCCUAUUCUACGUCCUCGAAUGAAUCAGGUGGCCAUAUUGCUGAGAGGAGAAAGUUUCAUCUCGGAGUGUACAGAAGGUCAGAGGCGUUCCCUCCAGAGAACCUACUCCGAAGAGCUCCUGGACGCACAAGAAUACAACUCGACAAGGUACUUGAGCGAUCUCAAACGCCACAAGGAGGUGGCUUUGAGCUCUUGACACCGGCCGUCCCCACCACAUUACAUGUUCCACCAGUUAGCAUUAGUUAGAUAGAGCCUUUUUUUCUGAGCCGGAGAGAGUUUAGGAGUCCCCUGGUAGUGCAAUGGAUUAUGUGCUGUUAUUUCAUGGCAUAUGAGCCCAUAAAUGAUCUCCAAGACACCAUCCCUGGAUGAGAUCCCAGAUUAUAGUGAAUCCGAAUUCGUCAUUCAGUUCUUAUGCGGCGACAUGAUUCUCUCCUGUCAAAUCCCUGAAUAUACAUGGGAUGAAACUAUUUCUUGUGGACACUUAAAACUCUCCCUAGGCUCUUACAGACUUUUUUGCCUCCUGUAUAUAUAUAUGUAUGAAUUAGUACAUGCGGGAUAUUGUAAUGUGAUGCUGUGGUGGAACUCAUUAGAACACCGGAUUUUGAGCUUCCUUUGUUUUUCUUUAUGGAAAGUCCUUGCCUUAUCCUUUUUCUG
Messenger RNA from Eucalyptus grandis, 2135 nucleotides. RefSeq names its product receptor-like cytosolic serine/threonine-protein kinase RBK2. The coding region runs from base 382 to 1677 and encodes 431 amino acids. Gene Ontology annotation, biological process: protein phosphorylation. Gene Ontology annotation, molecular function: protein kinase activity; ATP binding. The transcript has 9 exons. The record is from RefSeq and is a predicted model, not a curated record. NCBI's taxonomy places the organism in Eukaryota, Viridiplantae, Streptophyta, Magnoliopsida, Myrtales, Myrtaceae.